AUGGAUUUUAUUCACACAUCAGGUGUCCUAACUAUACAGCAUCUGCAGAACAACUACAGAGAGUACGACAGCUUCCUUAGCUUCAUGUCAAGAGUGGGUGAUCCUCGUAAUAUUUUCUCUGUCUAUUUCCCGCUUUGGUUCCAUCUGAGUCAUAAUGUUGGUACCAAGAUGAUAUGGGUGGCUGUUGUUGGGGACUGGUUCAAUCUGAUUUUCAAGUGGAUUCUGCAUGGGCAGAGACCUUAUUGGUGGGUUCAUGAAACCCACUUGUUCCAGAAUUGCUCAAAGCCUCAUUUGGAUCAGUUUCACAUUACCUGUGAAACGGGGCCUGGUAGCCCAUCUGGUCACGCCAUGGGCUCAUCAUGUGUGUGGUAUGUGAUGGUCACUUCUACUCUAAACUUCGCCAGGUCCUCCUGCGCCUCCUCUGCCUGGAGUUCUCAAAGGUUUUAUCUCUUGAGGUCCAUUUUGUGGAUGGCUUUCUGGUUUGUUCAAAUUAAUGUUUGCAUUUCCAGAGUCUUCAUUGCAACACACUUCCCUCAUCAGGUUCUCCUUGGUCUCCUCAUUGGCAUGCUUGUUGCUGAGGCAUUUGACCAUAUCCCCUGGAUCUAUAACGCUACCCUUAAACUUUACCUCCAGGUCAAUGGUUUUCUUCUCUCGUUUGCUGUGUUCUUUUAUUUACUCCUAAAGCUUCUGGACUUUGAUCCUUUGUGGUCAGUCACAAAAGCCAAGAGUUGGUGCGUAAAUCCAGACUGGAUCCACCUAGACACCACGCCGUUUGCCGGACUUUGGAGGAACCUGGGUGCCUUAUUCGGUCUGGGACUUGCAUUGAACUCAGAGAUGUUUAUUCAGAGCUGUAAAGGGAAGAACAGCUGUAAGAGUAUAUUUAAACUUAUGUGCAUGACAGCUAAUCUUACCUUUUUGCAGCUGUAUGAUCUAAUCAAGAUGCCGACUCAAAGCGAGUUUCUGUUUUACAUACUCUGCUUUUGCAAAAGCGCUUCAGUUCCUUUUGGCGUCAUUGCAGUCAUACCUUACUGUGUUCAUGUAUUAAUCAGAGAUGAUGGGAGAAAACUCAGGUAA
Messenger RNA from Cyprinodon variegatus (sheepshead minnow), 1074 nucleotides. It is a transcript of the gene g6pc2, whose product is annotated as glucose-6-phosphatase, catalytic, 2. Gene Ontology annotation, biological process: gluconeogenesis; glucose 6-phosphate metabolic process. The record is from RefSeq and is a predicted model, not a curated record. Bases 1 to 1074 code for a protein of 357 amino acids. The transcript has 5 exons. Gene Ontology annotation, molecular function: glucose-6-phosphatase activity. Gene Ontology annotation, cellular component: membrane. Lineage: Eukaryota; Metazoa; Chordata; Actinopteri; Cyprinodontiformes; Cyprinodontidae.